Molecule: messenger RNA, 1182 nt
Organism: Aspergillus luchuensis
Lineage: Eukaryota; Fungi; Ascomycota; Eurotiomycetes; Eurotiales; Aspergillaceae
Gene: CYC2
Product: cytochrome b5 reductase family protein
Exons: 1
Coding region: 1-1182 (393 amino acids)
Molecular function (GO): oxidoreductase activity
Source: RefSeq, a predicted model, not a curated record
AUGAAGCCCCGCGCUUUCCCUCAGGGCUUGUUGCGCCAGUUUAAUGAGUCGCCCACUGUUGGGAGGCUCGUGAUCCGACCCUCCAGACGCCAUGCGUCUACCUCGCCGGCGUCUUCUACUUCCUCUCCGUCGUCUACUCCGCCGCCGAAGCAGCAACGAUGGCUGCGGUUCGCCUUUUUAACUGCCGCUGCGGCGGGUAUUGGUGCCCUGGUCCGGUCGCAACAGGGUCCAGAUUCGACAACCCUAAAUCAGAUGAAGUUCACACCAUACUAUUUAGUAUCCCGCGAACCGGUCUCGUCGACCGGGAGCUACUUCGUUCUUCAACCGCCCGCAGCCGAUGGUAGCAAUCAUGCCGUCUACGAGGAAGCAUGGAAGACUGGUGUCUGGAGUGUGAUGUUUAAACAGCCACAAUUGCAGAUUGGGAGAGACUACACACCACUGCCAGCCACUUGCUCGGAAGAUGAAGAAGACGAGUGUCUGCGCUUCUUCAUUCGGAAGGACCCGUUCGGCGAGGUCUCCCGCUAUUUGCACAGUCUAGAGAUCGGAGCACCCAUUGAAGUACGUGGCCCGCGAAUCGAAUGUGAAAUCCCUCCGGAUACGCAGCAGAUCUUGUUCAUCGCCGGAGGCACGGGAAUUGCCCCUGCCCUGCAAGCUGGACACACGCUUCUUCGUCGCACCAACGAAACACAUAAGCCUAGAAUACAUAUCCUCUGGGCCAACAGAAGGCGGGAGGACUGCGUUGGUGGCGUGAGUGACACAAAUACAACUACAACAGCACCCUCGAGGUCGUGGUUCUCUGGACUCUUCACGUCUUCGAAGGACAACCAAGGCGGCCCUGUUGAAGCACCCCGCAGUACGGGCACUUCACUGAUAGUCCGUGAGUUGGAGGCUCUUCGGUCACAAUACCCUGGACAGGUGACCGUGGAUUACUUCGUCGAUGAGGAAGGCACCAGCAUCGGGAAGCAGCUUAUCCUGGACUCCACCCGCAGUGGCCCGUCGUCUACCCAGGAAUCGGAAGAAACCAAGAACACAAAUAACCUAAUUCUGGUCUCCGGACCGGAGGGCUUCAUUAGCUAUAUGGCAGGACCAAAGCUCUGGGCUCAAGGAAUGGAAUUGCAAGGGCCACUCCGGGGAAUCCUCAAAGAAUUGGAUCUAAAGGAUUGGGCCGUGUGGAAAUUGUAA